GACUCCUACAGACUUCUUUUUUAAAUCAGUUUUGACAGGUUCUUGUAGAUGACUAGUGCGCCUCUGGUUUGGCUGAAUCAAAACCCACUACAAGUCUAGAAACCUGGACUUAAUCAUUAUAUUACACAAAAACCCUUUCUUUUCUUCUUGUCCGAACUUCUUCUGCUUUGCUAGACCCAUUCAAACAGCCAUGGAAUCCAUUAAUGUUCUCAAAGGAUAUGGCAAAGUAAACUCCAAUCUUGAAAAUCAAAACCCUAACCACCAUCAUACCCAUACCAGAACCAUCAGAAAAACCCUACUCAGCAUCUCGGCCAUUCUUCUCUUAACCCUAGUCCUUUCUCUAAUGCUUGCAGCUUUAAUCCAUGAGUCCAACACCGAGUCUGACGAUUCCCCAUCUCUUUCCUCUUCCAACUCCGCCGACUCGAUUAAAACUGUCUGUAACGUGACUCGUUAUCCAGUUUCUUGCUUCACCAGCAUAUCCUCUCUUAAUGCCUCGAUAAAACCUGAUCCACAAGCCAUCUUCAAUCUCUCUCUUCAAGUCUCCAUUAAAGAAGUCAAAAAUGUCUCUUCGCUAUUGAGAUCCCUUAACGACGUUAACUCUCAGGCUGCUAUAAACGACUGUUUGAGUCAGUUUGACGAAUCGAUGAGUCUACUCAACGAUUCGAUGUCGGCAAUGGAGGUUGGCACAGGGGAAAAGGCGUUGACUUUGAAGAAGAUCAGUGAUAUUCAGACAUGGAUCAGUGCUGCCAUGACUAACCAACAGACUUGCUUGGAUGGUUUGGAGGAGAUGGGAUCAACGGUUCUUGAUGAGGUCAAAGUCAAAAUGGAGAAUUCGAAGGAAUUCUUAAGCAAUAACUUAGCUAUUCUUGCUAAUAUGCAGAAUCUUCUUGAAAAGUUUGAUCUCAAAAUGCAUUGAUUCUUUUUUCCUCUUCUGUUGGUGUUAAAAUUUGUAAUUUUUUUUACCAUAGUUCUGUACUGUGCAUUUGUAAAAGAUGUCAUAUGUGUAAAUAAAUUUUUGUUGUUGGAGUUCCUUAAUAGUCUCAAAGUUGCAACGUAAGCCCUAUUGAUGUAAUAAGAAAUUGAAUUUGAUGUAAUUUUGAUUUCUGGGUUUGGUGGUGGUUGUUGAUUAACACAGCGGAAUGGAAAUAAAUGAUUGUAAUUUUGUUGUGUGC
Messenger RNA from Jatropha curcas, 1172 nucleotides. RefSeq names its product Plant invertase/pectin methylesterase inhibitor superfamily protein. Gene Ontology annotation, molecular function: enzyme inhibitor activity. The record is from RefSeq and is a predicted model, not a curated record. NCBI's taxonomy places the organism in Eukaryota, Viridiplantae, Streptophyta, Magnoliopsida, Malpighiales, Euphorbiaceae. Gene Ontology annotation, biological process: negative regulation of catalytic activity.